AUGUCCACUACCGACACCACCACUACCACCAAACCAGCCUGGUACCAAACCAGCGUCACGGCCAUCGACCCCGCCGCGCAAUCCAUGCUGGAGAGUUACAGCGGGCUCGCACCCGAAGAGGUCAUUUCCCAUGUCUUAGCCCUGCGAGAUGAAGCCUUCCAAAUCUUCCCUUACCCCUGCAUCGGCCAAAUGCGCUUCCUAAGCUGCCACCUCUCCCGCCUUCCCUUUUACGACCACGUGCUCGCCCGCCUGCGCGCCUCCCCGGCCAAUGGCUUCCUCGAUGCAGGCUGCUGCGUCGGUCAAGAGCUCCGACAUCUAGUCUACGCCGCCUCGAUCCCGCCAUCCCAGUUAUACGGCUUUGAUCUAGAAGCUGGGUUCUUCGAGCUCGGGUACAAGCUGUUCCGUGAUAAUGCGGAGACGUUCCCUGCUACGUUCGUGGGCGCGGAUCUAGGUGUGUCGGACGAGGAAUGGGAGAAGACCGAGAUUGUGGCGAAGAUGAGGGGGAAGAUUGAUAUUAUUUGGGCGGGCUCGUUGCUGCAUUUCUGGGAUUAUGAGGGGCAGCUCCGUGGUGUGGAGCGGUUGAUUGGGUUGACCAGGGGGGAGGUUGGGAUGGUGGUUUGUGGGAGACAGAUGGGGAGUACGGUGGCGGGCGUGUAUGAUUUGACUGGGUUGACGGAGAAGACGAUGCUGCAUUAUCGGCAUGAUGUGGCGAGUUUUGAGCGUAUGUGGAGGGAUAUUGGGGAGAAGACGGGGAGUAGGUGGGAUGUGCAGGCGGAGUUGGAGGUUGGGGAGACGACGACUAAUAUGAGGAAUAAGGCAAGGUUUAUGGAUGAUAAUGCCAGAAUUAUUUGGUGGUGUGCAACGAGGGUGGAGUAG
Molecule: messenger RNA, 876 nt
Organism: Aspergillus vadensis CBS 113365
Lineage: Eukaryota; Fungi; Ascomycota; Eurotiomycetes; Eurotiales; Aspergillaceae
Exons: 2
Coding region: 1-876 (291 amino acids)
Source: RefSeq, a predicted model, not a curated record